ACUGGUUAAGAGUUUGACCGGGAGUUGUCUCCUUCAUUUUCUAGCCUAGUGCUGUUUUUUUCUACCUUGCGCCGGUCAAACUGAAGGUCACAUCGCUACAGAAAGUAAACGAAGUAUAUACUCGGCUGCUAUUUUGAUUCAUUCCAACCAUUGAAGAAAAAAGAAUAACGGGUAAUGUCAAAUGAGGCUCGUGGUAUCGUUUAUAAUAGAGUUUGCUUGGAUACAUAAUAGUAUUCGUUUUUUUUUUCAAUUUAAGCGCUAUUUAUAACACGUAUGUUUUAAAUAACUUGAAACUUUUUCAUCAAUCAAUCACCGGGAGUUUUACUUAUAUCUAAUAUCUGUAGUAGGUAUAUUCACGUACAAUCAACAAUUCAGAAAUUUAAAUGAAAUGUUUAAUAGAGCAUAUAUCUCUAUUGAAUAGAACCAAAAUGGCGGACGAUACCUACUUCAUAUAGAGCUCUAAUGUAAGGAAUGGCAAAAUGCAUGUAUUAUGUCAUUUAUCGUUUGCCACAUCUUCAGUUUUUGGAUUCCACUAAAGUGACAAACUUCGAAAGAAUGCAAGCUCAAGUUAAAGGUCGGUACACAAAUAUUGUACGACCUAAAAAUAGUCCUGCAUCCGAACAAUACGUUGGGAGUCCCAUUUUGUACGCUCUCACACCUUUACCACGGAACUUUCGCAAACCUGAAGAGCACCAAGGAGCUUUCGGAAAAUUGACCUACCACUACUCCGGAAAGCAAUCUGAAGGAAACCGCUUCAUUUUAAACAAUGACCUUUAAAACAAACUACUCCCUUUUGGUUAUUACAUAUAUCAAUGUUAUGUAUUGCUUAUUGACAACGGAUACAUCAAUGUACAGAAGGUUAGCGGGAUGUGUAGGUAUGGUGUGUAUGGAGCAUUCUAUACAUGGUACUUUCGUGUAUGGAGUUUUGUAAAAAUUUGAAUUUUUUAAUACUUAUAAUCCAUAAGUUUGGGCUUGUAUACAGAAAAUAUAACUUAUAACGAAAA
Messenger RNA from Agrilus planipennis (emerald ash borer), 1004 nucleotides. RefSeq names its product leucine-rich melanocyte differentiation-associated protein-like. Bases 472 to 777 code for a protein of 101 amino acids. The record is from RefSeq and is a predicted model, not a curated record. The transcript is spliced from 3 exons. Gene Ontology annotation, biological process: melanocyte differentiation. Lineage: Eukaryota; Metazoa; Arthropoda; Insecta; Coleoptera; Buprestidae.